AUGAGGAGCACGAGGAGUCAGCUGCCGCGGGAGUUGCAGCGGGAGCCAGCCGCAGGGGUCUCCGAGCAUCUGGCGGGGAGGAGCACUUUCCGUUUCCGGAAGUAUGUUCGCUAUGCGUCUCGGCUGGAGCUGAAUGCGCUGGAGGUAGAUGUUGUGAACAGUGCCUGGUUGGCCUUCCCCGCCAGCCCCGUCGUGAGGCUGGUGCUGAGGGCUGCGACGCUGGACUGGUUGGCUGCUAUCCUUGGCGGCGGGCAGGUCGGCGGCCAGGGUGUAGGGAGUCAAAUCCGGCAGGUCUGGCAGCCCGGCCACCUCGGCCUGCAGCGCCGCCACUGCGGCCGUGUUGGCGGCCACUCCGGCGGCGUUGGUCCCCAGGGCCGCAGUGUUUGCGGCCGUGUCGGUGAGCGGCGUGUACCCGUCAGCACGGUGGCCAGUUGGCCGGCGGUUAUCCCUGUUAUCUCCGUGGUGGCUCCGUCAUUCAAGAUGUUCCCGGUGAUGGUGCUCUCGAACAGGCUCAUCGUUUCCCUAGUCCAGGACGCUCACUCCGGCGCCUGUUUGAUCGAGUUCUCGGAGCGGUUCGGGCCUGGCAGUUGGGGGGGCUUCUUCUCCAACUGGUGCUCCGAUGAGUUGGGCGCGGUGUUGGAUGGCGCGGACAUCGAAGUGGCGGAGGACAUGGCGAAGCUGGAGAAGGAGAUGCGGCGCACGCAUCGCCUAUGCUGGGACUGGCUGCCCGCGGCUACCAAGGAUGGGUUGAUCUCCUUGGAGCACGACGGCAUCUGCAUCAAAGACCGCGUCGUGGAGGCGGCGACCUUGGAAGGUAUCCUCGUGGCUGUCAAGCCGGCGCCGGACGCCUUUGAGUUCGCGGCCGUCGAGCACCCGGAGCUAGACUGGCAGCUGGUCUCGAAUACAUCCUACCAGAACUACCACGCCCUCCGCCAGCGCUGCAAGGAGCACGUGACUCGCGGUCGUGUCCGCCCCAACAACGGGGACUUUGCCGACCUGCUCGUGGCCAUGCUGUCCCCGACCGUGUACGUCCCGACCCAGGUGCAUGAGAGGGCCGACACCUACGAGCUCUUUGGGAGGUUUUAUGGGGACAAGGCAACACCACCGGAGCCGCUGAAUGACUUGGGCUUCGCCAACUCCCUGUGCUCGGCCGUCAUCGGUGGUCUGAGCGGGCGUGUCUUCAAGCCCCUGAACGGCGACCACAGCCGUGCCAAGAUGCUUUUCUCCGAUGGCUUCAUCGUGGAUUUUGAAACCGGGCAACGCAGGCGGGCCCUGCCGAGUGAUCCCAUGAGCUUCAAGGCCGCGGCGACUUCCAAAACCUGGGUCCCUCCCGUGGAGCACCGCUUCUUCCACCACGCGCUGGCCUUUCUGGAGACUCGCUGCUCCUCAUUGGCGGAUAAGGGUCGCCUAGUCUUGAAGGACCUGGAGGAGCUCGAGACGCACAGUCGGUGGCUGAGGAUGCUGAAAAGGUACGGGUCGUGGGAGCAGGUUCUAUAUCUGCUCCGGCUCUUCACCAGGGCCGUGACCGGCUAUCCUCGCAUCUGCGAGCUGCUUUGGCUGUAUGGCUGCGGCAGCAGCGGGAAAGACGUGAUCUUUCUCCCUUUGCUGGAGUUCCUCGGACACGAGUGCUUCAACUACGGGGCCAUUCUCCCGGGGCGCUUCGUGACGGCCUGCAAGAGCGCCGAUGCCAACUCGGCAACACCCUUCCAAGAUCAGCUGCAGGGCAAGAGAGGGGUGUGGGUCUCGGAAGUACCUUGCCACGACAACUUGAAUGAAGAUUUUCUCAAAGGCUAUUGCGAACAAGAAGGCUCCCCGGUAUCUGGCAGGGCCUUGAACAGAGGGCCUCGCUCCUGGAGGCCACAGGGCCUGCUAUUCUGCACUUCCAACCACGCACCCCGCGUACUUCAUGCAGAAGAUGAUGGGUGGACGCGGAGAGCCCGGGUAUGGGAGACAAAGGUCCGGUUCGUGGCGAAUCCGUCGGGUCCGGCAGAAAGGUUGGCUGAGGACGGCCUGAAGCGGUGCAUCCAGGCCGGCGAGUUCGACUCGGAGAUCCUCUACUUCGCAAAGGGCUUGUAUGCCAGCUUGAAGGAGCGCUACAACCCGGGCACUAUGCUCAUUCCGAUGCCCCAAGAGAUGACCGAGCUUCAGGCUGAGCUGCGCGAGUCCUACCCGCAGCGGACGGCGACUGACUUUGCGAAUCAGGAGUGCGAGGUUGUGGACAAGUACCAGGAAGGCACCCCCUGGCCGAUCUUCAAGCAAGCGUGUGCUGAGUUCAACGGCUACUCGCUUCGGGAGUCCUACAGGACCGGCAUGGCUCUUACUCGGGCCAACAUCGUCAGUCACCCCGCCAAGACCAAGAAUGUCGCGGUGGGCCCGCCUGGAAUACUUCGUCUGAAGCCGACGAACCCCACGGCUUGGCGUAGAGCGAACACCGCUCAGAGCUCCAGCUAG
Symbiodinium pilosum is the source of this 2451-nucleotide messenger RNA. The record is from the annotation of a GenBank genome assembly. NCBI's taxonomy places the organism in Eukaryota, Dinophyceae, Suessiales, Symbiodiniaceae.